CGUCAAGAAAAUCCAAUGAGGUUCCUCGCAAUCUCGGCCCCCUUCCCCCUUCUUAUACCCAAAUCUUCCCCUUGCAAGGCCCUCGCACCCAAAUCGAAAGGCAAUCGUAAUUCAUUACAAGUGGUUACAUUCUGCAAUAAAGCAGCUGUAAUCCGUCAGAAUGCGGUGGUUCUUGGAGAUGGGAUCUCGGGUGGGCGACAAUCUGCGGCGCUCUCGCUCCGCCGAAACCAAGCGCUCGGCCGCCGGAACCCCGCUCGGAAUCCUGGCCUUCGAGACUGCCAAGACCAUGGCCCGCUUGAUCUCCCUCUACGAAUCUCUCGCCGAUUCAGAGAUCGGGAAGCUCCGAAAGGAGGUCAUUCGAUCCGAAGGAGUCGGCUACUUGAAUUCCAAAGAUGAGGGCUUCCUCUUGAGCCUCGCCUGCGCCGAGAAGCUCGAAAAUCUCGACAAAAUCGCCGCCACCGUGACCCGAUUGGGACAAAAAUGCUCCGACUCCGGCCUCACCCGAUUCGGCCUUGUCUACACCGAUCUCAAGCUGGGCACCAUCGAUUUGGACCAAUUGGAGUACGCGUCGAAAGAGAAGGAUAGAUUGAUUGCGAAAAUGGAGAAGCUGAUAUCGGCAACUUCCCGGCUCUAUGCGGCGCUGGAGGCUCUAUCGGAACUGGAAGUUUCCGAACAGAAGAUGAAGCUGUGGAAGAAGAAUUCCUCGGCGAUGAAAACGGAGCACCCGGGUUUCGACGCCUUCCAGCAGAAAAUCGCGUACCAGAGAAAGCAGGUUCAUCGUCUCAGAGAAGCCUCGCUGUGGAGCAAGACGUUCGACAAAGGUGCCGGUCUUAUGGCCCGAUUUGUUUGCGUCGUCUACGCCCGACUCUGCAGCGUCUUCCGGCCCUACAUUUCAUCGCUACCUCAUCACUUCUUGCCGUCAAAGAACACUUGCCACGUCGGGAAUUCGAGAUCAGGGCCUAUUCCAAAGACUAAUAAACUUGCUUUGGUGAGAUUCCACAGCCAAGAUUCGCUGCUUUUCUCGCCGGAAGACUCGGGUUCUACGUCGAAGAGCGGUGUGUUUCAGGCAGCCAGACCCACCACGGUAGGCGGCUCCGGCCUGGCGGCACGUUACGCCGACGUGAUACUCCUGGCGGCGAGGUACUUAGACCCGGCGGUGACGAUCAGCGAAAACGCCCGCGAGAGCUUGUACCAGAUGCUGCCGGAGAAUCUGAAGACUCUGGUGCGGUUGAAGUUGAGGAAGUCCGAGAGGGCGGCGGCACCGGAACGCGACGGCGAGCGUCUUGCGGAGGGGUGGCGGGAGGCGAUGAGGGGGAUACUGGAGUGGCUGGCGCCGAUGGCCCACGACACGCUGAAGUGGAAGGCGGAGAGUAACAUCGAGGCGAUGAAGUUUGAGGCCAAGAAGUCGGUGUUGUUGAUGCAGACGCUGCAUUUCUCCGACAGGGAGAAGGUGGAGGCCGCCAUAGCGGAGCUCCUGGUGGGGCUCAGCUACAUUUAUUGGUACGAGGAUCGCCGGAACUGUGGCGACGGCGAUGUGGAUGUCCACGAUUCUUGGUCCACGUGUCGUCGGUGGUCGUGUGAUAGAAUAGAACUUCGUUGAGUUAAAUGUUUAUGUUUUUGGUCUUUCUUCUAUUUAUUUUUUUCUCAGAAUUAGGUGAAUCAUUCUUUGAAGAUUGAAUCUAAAGUUAGGUAAGAUAUAAGAAAAGAAAUUAAUAAUAUGUCACUUGGUUGGUUUUGUUCA
This is a messenger RNA of Diospyros lotus (date-plum), 1741 nucleotides long. RefSeq names its product protein PSK SIMULATOR 3-like. The coding region runs from base 161 to 1600 and encodes 479 amino acids. NCBI's taxonomy places the organism in Eukaryota, Viridiplantae, Streptophyta, Magnoliopsida, Ericales, Ebenaceae. Gene Ontology annotation, biological process: positive regulation of growth. The transcript is spliced from 2 exons. The record is from RefSeq and is a predicted model, not a curated record.